Molecule: messenger RNA, 2512 nt
Organism: Notolabrus celidotus (New Zealand spotty)
Lineage: Eukaryota; Metazoa; Chordata; Actinopteri; Labriformes; Labridae
Product: protein FAM104A-like
Exons: 3
Coding region: 1091-1471 (126 amino acids)
Source: RefSeq, a predicted model, not a curated record
UAAGCUCUAGAGAUGGGAUUUCUGGCUCUUUGAAGGGAACCUCUUUGAUUUGCCGUUGUGUUUUCUGAUUUGCCGUUGUGUUUUCUGUUUUGCCGUUGUGUUUUCUGAUUUGCCGUUGUGUUUUCUGAUUUGCCGUUGUGUUUUUUGAUUUGCCGUUGUGUUUUCUGAUUUGCCAUUGUGUUGUGUUUUCUGAUUUGCCAUUGUGUUGUGUUUUCUGAUUUGCCGUUGUGUUUUCUGAUUUGCCGUUGUGUUUUCUGAUUUGCCGUUGUGAUUUGCACUUCAGGGCCACCGUAAAAAACGGCUCCCAAAUGAACGGCUCGCAACAGCGAAUCGGUUCUCAUCGUUCACUUAAAAGAGCCGUUCAAAAGACCGACUCGUUCGCGAACGUCACAUCUCUAGUAAGCGCUUCACUCGGUGCGACUUUGACAACCAGCAGGAUAGGCGAGUUGUUAUAUAUCAUCCGCCUCUUGAGUAUGCAUCAGUGUACUUCAAACAACAUUAACAGUACAUGUUUUCUUCACUCUAGUUGUUAAACCGCGUGUGCUGGAUUUAUGUCGAGUCCAGGGAACAGUUAACUUCGGCUGACAGCCAGUGGACGAUUUACGAAAGCGGAAGAACUUUGAGUUAGCUCAGUCCAGUUAGCUGAAGUAGUUAGCCUGACAUUUUGCUGAUUUCACGUUGUAGAGUAGCUGCUAGCGGGCUAGCUUCGUCUCGUUGUUGUCAUGUCCUGAGUUCUUCGAGAUUCACGUCAACGAGAAGAGAUACUAGAUAGCUGUGUCAGUCAGCUGGUUCUCUCAGAUACACAGCAGCAGUUUGUACCAGUACCGAGGCGUAGGCAGGGCGGACUGGACUCCUGAGAGGUCUGAAUUCAUUCAUAGCAGAGGUUUGUGCUUUCCUACGUCUGCUUCGGCCAUCUGGAUCGCUCAUUCAUACAUCAAAGAUUUCCUGACGUUAUGAGACUGAACAGGGCCGUGCUAAUGGUCGUGGAGCUGUAACAUAUUCAUAGCCUCGAACUAAGAUCCUUCAAUCCAGCUCACAGGGAGCAACAACCUUUCUCUUUGCCAAAAUAGCAUCCACCAAGACUGCAGAAAUGCUGACUGACAGCAGGAAACGACACCGUAGCUGUGACAGUGAGGAGGUCCAACAGCUGAGUCCGCAGGCCAAAAAGUCAGGCGGGGGUUCCAGUCUGCUUGUGUCAGAUUUGGAUUCAGAGUCUUCCAGCAGCGACAGCAGCAAUGGGAUCAGCAGUCCGGAGAGAGGUGUAGUGGUCACCGCCAGGCCGUGCAUACAUAGCCAGAACAACCGCAUCACCCACAACUCCCUCAGCCCUAAGCCUGAAGAAUCUGCAAGCUCCUCGCAGCAUGGUUUCCAUGGCGACAGCAGCAGUGCCUCUUACGACCACAUCAACAGAGUCCUGAGGGAGGCGCACUUCAAUAGUCUGCAGACCAGAGGGCGCCCGGGCUCGACAUGACCGUGACCUCUGACCCCUCUCCUGACCUAUUGCCCUUCGACAUCAGUGCUGACAUCACUGGCACGAUGACUCCUCUUUCAAAGCCUCAAGCAACACCCUUGGGUCAGGGGGGUGGGGGGGUGGGGGGACGAUGUGUGGGGACGAUGUGUGGGGACGAUGUGUGGGGACGAUGUGUGGGGACGAUGUGUGGGGAGGUUUACAGAUUUUUUGGGCACAAAGACUCAUCCCCACCUCGCCAUGUAUCAUUUGUCAAGACCAUAAGCACAUCCGCCUUUCCAUGGCCCAGCCACUGUGGUUUUGUGCAGUAUUGAUGUGUGUGUGUGCGUGUGUGUGUGUGCACGCACCCUUUGCACUUUAUAAAGAGGCAUCAUUCUCUUUACAUGCGUGCGUUGAUGCGUGGACAUUGUCAUUGGUGCUAAUCAAAAGGAGAGUGUGAUGAUCCAAAGUGCUUGCAAUCUUAAAUAAAGCUAAGCACUUUACCCAAUAAUUCCUCAUUCUGUUUAUUUUUGACCGGGGAAGUUUGUCUCAUGUUUGUAUCCACAGGGAGGGAGUUGUAGUGAUCACAUUCAUAAAACGACGUCCAUGGAUUAAUCACAUCGGAGAUUCUUAAAACAAUCCAGUAGAUAUUACUUAAAGCCUUUGUUUAUUGUCGUAAACCAAAGCAGUAAAUUUCAGAUUAAGUAUUUACAUUUCACUUUCUAAAUGAAUCUAAUGUUUUAGUGUUGCAGGUCAGCAGGUUCUAGGUAACAGAGAUUCAUCUUGAGCCUCACCACCAAAGUCCAACCUCAGAUUAGACUCUGGCUAAUUAUAGAGCUGUGAGAGCAGCACAGCAGUCUGCGGCUCCAACGCCAUACUCAGUUCAGUGCUCCUGAACAACAACACAGCCUGAAGGAAAGGCUCUCUGAAUCACUUUUUACUUCCUCAACAUUUUACACAACAUGUGUGUGUAUGUGUGUGUACCAAGCUUGUCGGCCAUACUUGUUCAUGUAUGGUUAAAUAAGACCAGCACACUGUGUUGCAAAUAAAAUGCGAGAUGUUGAA